Molecule: messenger RNA, 1624 nt
Organism: Salmo salar (Atlantic salmon)
Lineage: Eukaryota; Metazoa; Chordata; Actinopteri; Salmoniformes; Salmonidae
Source: RefSeq, a predicted model, not a curated record
AAGGGAGGGGCCUGCAUGCUUAACACGUGCCUACGUAAGAGACCUUGUCUACCAGGGGAAUUAGCAGAUCAGCUCACAGAGCAACAAAUGUGGCCCACACCCAAUCAAGGGAGAGAGAAAAAAAAACACAUUGUGCAUGGGUUUCCAACAGUUUCACAAAUUCAUCACGGAAAGGGAGUUAAAGGAAAACUCAUUGCUUGACUUGGACUUGUAUUGACUGUUCAUCAUGGAGACAUCAACCACAGCAGUUACGACAAUCCCCUCGACAUGGAUAGGGGCCCUCAACGACCCGGUCACAGAACUCUUCACACAAUCCUCCGUAGCUGGAGUUCUGACAACUCCUGCACAUAUGACUGAAACAAUCUCAGAUGCUUUUGUAGGAGUUCUGACAACUCCUGCACAUAUGACUGAAACAAUCUCAGAUGCUUUUGUAGGAGUUCUGACAACUCCUGCACAUAUGACUGAAACAAUCUCAGAUGCUUUUGUAGGAGUUCUGACAACUCCUGCACAUAUGACUGAAACAAUCUCAGAUGCUUUUGUAGGAGUUCUGACAACUCCUGCACAUAUGACUGAAACAAUCUCAGAUGCUUUUGUAGGAGUUCUGACAACUCCUGCACAUAUGACUGAAACAAUCUCAGAUGCUUUUGUAGGAGUUCUGACAAUAACUUCCGCAGAUAUGACUGAAACAACCUCAGACACUCUUUUAGUGGGAGCCACCAACACAUAUGAGGGAUCCUUUGAAGCCAUUUUCAUAGAAGUAAUUUUUCCUCUGUUGGGGGUGCUGGUGCUGGUCGGGGCGCUGGUACUGUGCUACAUCGCCAAGCGUAAGGGCAAUUACCACACCUACGAGGCCGAGUGUGGUGAUUCUGUCGACACGUAUGGCAGUGCCUCUCAAAUUGAACAGGUUCAACUAGAGAUUUUGAACGAGGAAGAAUAGAAAGAAGAAUACUUCAUUUGAAACAGGACUUUUUCCGAUUCUAAACCGGGGCCAGUUGUCAACUCAAGAUGCCAAAUAUUUUCUACGGAAUUGGAAAAGCCUAUGAUGGUCAUCUAAUUUCAAGGCAACAUUUAUAUGGGGCAUACAACCAUCUCAGCUCUGCAGAUUUUGCCACGAAGAUAGAAUCAUUAGAUCACUUAUUUUUGUAUUGCGCAUAUAUACACUAUACUCUGUAUAUACAAAAUUAUGUGGACACCCAUUCAAAUUAGUGGAUUUAGCUAUUUCAGCCACAUUACAGCCUUAUUUCCCUCAUUAAUCAAUAUACAGAAGCACUUUUAUAAACAAUUAAUAUUCAUUACAUGUGACUAACUUCAAGCUUACAAUUAUAGUACAAUAGUUAAACCAAUAUCAGAUUGUUGAGAUUUCGAAAAGACGUAAAAGCUAGAGAAAUUAACAAUCCUAUAAUAACAAUAAUAACCCUUUUAUUUUCCUUUCUUAAAAUGUUUAUAUUCAAAAGAUAGUACCUUGUUUGAAUGUCUAUUAUGAGGAUGUUGAGCGGGCUUAAUGUAUAAUAAUGUAUAGCAUUUCUGAAUGUAAUAUCUGUUUUCUAUUUUUUGACGUCCAAUAGUAAUCUGAGCUUGUAAAAUUAAAUCAAGGCAUAGGCAUCUUUCCUAACGCCAAACUGGA